AUGACUUCCAGUCAGCCACGCGAUUCCGUUAUUCCGCCCCCUCCGCGGUUGAAGAAGUCGUUUCUGUCCAGACUCAAGUCGCCCUUGUCCUCCAAAUCGCGCAACUUCACCGAUUUCCACAUCCAGUCUGAUGACCCACAUCGCCAGUAUACCCCGGGAGACAUAAUAAGUGGGACAGUUGUAAUCAAAGUCGUUAAGCCGCUUAGGAUAACCCAUCUUGUUGUGUCUCUGCAUGGAUAUGCACAAGUGUUCAAGAAUCCAAAUGCUCCCGGAGAUGGAUACAAAACCUACAGCGCAACCGUUGGAUCUGGCGAGGGUAAGAGAUCAGGCAGCUACUUUGGCAACGGUUUUGCGUCACUCUUUGAAGAUGAAGUAGUGUUAUGUGGGGAGGGUCGGUUGUCUGAGGGCGUAUAUCAUUUCAAUUUUGAGCUGGAGUUUCCCUCGAAAGGUUUACCCAGCAGCAUCGACUUCGAACGCGGCACGGUCGCAUACAUGUUGACAGCUACACUGACCCGCCCUACUGCCAUUUCGCCUACAUCAUCUUGCGACUCGAAAGUUCAAUUUACGGACACGGUUGAUAUUGCUCCCAUACCAGAACCGAAACAACGAGUUAUCUCUUUGGAACCAAUUUCAAAACGAAGUCGAGCAAAGUCAAGUCGCAAACGACCGACUACGGCUGUACCGAAUGAACCGCCUCAGACGUCCAAUGGUACCGAGGCCUCGCAAAAUAGGCCUGUAUCAAGGGCCGAUGCACCUUCAGAAGAAAACAGGGGUCCUCGGAGUCCAUCACCCAGUGAUGUGAGCUUCGAAAGCCAAAUGAGUAGCAGCAAUGCGUCUGGAACGGAAUAUGGAGUUCGCACGGUCAACACCAACGACGGAUUGUCAGUUGCUAAUGGCAGCCGAGCAACCUCGAAAGGAAAAACAAUCACGGCAACAAUCGAUGUUCUCAAAGGCGGUUUUCUGAGAGGCGACCAAGUAACAGUCAGGAUCAAAGUUGACCACACCAAGCACAUAAGAAGUUUAAAAGGCAUCAUCGUCACACUUUACCGACAGGCAAGGGUGGACAUGCAUCCAGCGUUGCCUGUUGCAUCCAACGGCAAGAAUGAUAAGGUAAAGUCGGAAGAUUACUACCCAAAGUCAAGGACAGGCCUCGGUGGCUUGUCUCUGUCUUCAGCUGGGUCAAGUCAUCUAUUUCGGAAAGAUCUCUGCCAAUCGUUUGCGCCGCUCUUCAUCGAUCCACGGACGCUUACUGCGGAGGUUAAGUGUUCGGUACGAGUGCCAGACGAGGCCUUUCCUACAAUAUCGAACGUUCCUGGCGCGAUGAUAUCAUUCAACUACUACAUCGAGGUUGUUAUAGACAUUCAAGGUAAGCUUGUAGGCCUUGAUCGAAUGAUCACAAACGCAGGAAUCGUCAACGUAUCGUCUGGGCCUGUUGGCGCUUCGGGCACGGCUCGGGACGACACUGCGAACAAUAUGUUCUCCACAUGGGGAGGAAAUUUUGUUGAUACGGAUCAGAUCCGACGCGAGAAGGGAGUAAUAUCCAGUCUGUUCGAAGUCAUCAUCGGUACCAAAGACAGCGAUCGGAACGGGAAAAAGAAACAAGCGCAAAAGCCGAUUGCAGAGGAACCAAGCAACGUUCAUGAACCUGAAGGAUACGAUCAGGAUUAUUAUGGAUACGAUGAAAACGGCCAGUACUAUGAUUAUGACUACGACCCUGCAUACUAUGACAUCCCUGGAUACGAUCACAACGAAUCAAGAGCGGCCACUGCCUACAAUGCUCCAUCAGGCCCUGCAGGUGGAGAGCAAGGCCUGUCGGAGAAGGAGCACUUACGGCGUGCAGAAGCAAGUUUAUUACCCUCCCAACCUCCAGAAACCGCUGGACCAUCAUCGCCAUCUGUUGGAGUUCGACACGAUGUACCCGCCUCUGCUCCGUUACUACCAGAAGACGACGACCCAAAUCCACCGUACUUCCCACCAGAGUCCUCAUCCUCAGCACUCGCCCAUCCACCUCCGCCCUUCCGUUCCACAACUUCUCCCGCGUCGUCCCCCUACAUGACAACCGUUCCGUCAACACGGCAACGCGCAACCGACGACGAGUUGAGAACAACAACCACGAAUUCCUCGACUACCAUAAAUGACUACCCCCGCCCAUCUCAACCCCAAUUAUCUCGUACGACCAGUGCAUCGAAGCCUCUCCCUCCCUUGCCUCCACAAUCCCCCUCGGCUGCCCCGGAAUACUUCUCCUCCCCAUCCCUGCAUGUCCAGCCGACAGACGAUAAACAGGAGCUCCAGCGGCGACGCCUGAAGAUGGAGGCCAGCGCCCCACCAGACGACCACGACGAUGAAGGCGAGUCUUCUCGCGCACCUGCGCAGCGCAUACAAGUCCCCUCCGCGCCGAUUCUUGACGAAGAUGACGAAGGGCUAGUGGACGGUAUGCCUGGAAGGCGUGCACGCAUAUCACCAGACGAUAGGAGGAAAAGCGAGGCGUUGCCCGAGUACCAGCGGUAA
Messenger RNA from Dothidotthia symphoricarpi CBS 119687, 2508 nucleotides. RefSeq lists its product as uncharacterized. The transcript has 2 exons. Gene Ontology annotation, cellular component: cytosol; plasma membrane; cytoplasm. Gene Ontology annotation, molecular function: ubiquitin protein ligase binding; protein-macromolecule adaptor activity. NCBI's taxonomy places the organism in Eukaryota, Fungi, Ascomycota, Dothideomycetes, Pleosporales, Dothidotthiaceae. The record is from RefSeq and is a predicted model, not a curated record. Gene Ontology annotation, biological process: ubiquitin-dependent endocytosis. Bases 1 to 2508 code for a protein of 835 amino acids.